AUGCACUAUUUUGGGGUGAUGGCUGCAUUGUCUGUUUUCAACAUCAUCACUUGUUUGGCAAGAGGCAAGCCCUUGGAAGCCUGGGGCAAAUUAUCAGCUAUGGAGAACUCUGAUAAAUCCUUUGGUGAUCCCGGAGAGGUGGAGGGCGAGACCCAUUUCAACUUUAAAACAUUCCUGGAAAACAUGAAAGCCGAUUUCCUGAGGAGUUUGAAUUUAUCGGGUGUCCCUUCGCAAGAGAGGUCUAGAGAGGAGCCACCACAAUUCAUGAUUGACCUGUACAACAGAUAUGCCAAGGACAAGUCUUCCAUCCCUGCAUCCAAUAUUGUGCGGAGCUUCAGUACUGAAGAUGUUGUUUCUCUGGCUUCCCCGGAAGAAAACCCAUUUCAGAAACACAUCUUACUCUUCAACGUCUCUAUCCCGCGGCACGAAGACGUCACCAGGGCUGAGCUGAGAAUCCACAUAUCCUGUAAUAGGGACAUUGGGCCUCUCUCUAGACUGGAAGGCAACAUGGUCAUUUAUGAUGUUCUGGAUGAAGACCUCUGGGAAAGUCCAGAAGGCACCAACUCAUUCCUUGCCACCCAAGAUAUCCAGGAAUGUGGAUGGGAAAUGUUUGAGGUGUCCAGUGCUGUGAAAAGAUGGGUCAGGGCAGACAAAUCAAAGACUAAAAACAAGCUUGAAGUUGUUGUUGAGAGGAAAACCCUGGGUGACUUCGCUUGUGGGAAGCUGGACAUCAGUGUUAUGCCCGACACUAAAAAUUUGCCCUUGUUAAUAGUGUUCUCCAAUGACCGCAGCAACGGGACCAAGGAGACCAGAGUGGAGCUCCGGGAGAUGAUUGUUCAUGAGCAGGAGAGUGUGCUAAAGAAGUUAGCAAAGAACAGCACUUUGCCCGAAGAGGAAGAGGAGGCAGAGGAGAAAUCCUUAUCCAUCUCUGGACUCCACCAGCCUUCAUCGAGAAGCAAGAGAAGCACUGGUACCAACCACUGCCGGAGAACCUCCCUCCGUGUGAACUUCAAAGACAUUGGCUGGGAUUCCUGGAUCAUUGCGCCCAAAGAUUACGAUGCAUUUGAAUGCAAAGGGGGCUGCUUUUUCCCUCUGACAGACAACGUGACCCCAACGAAACAUGCUAUCGUCCAAACCUUAGUGCACCUCAAAAACCCCAAGAAAGCUGCCAAGGCCUGUUGUGUUCCUACCAAACUGGAUUCGAUUUCCAUCCUCUACACUGAUGAUGCUGGGGUACCCACUUUGAAAUAUAACUACGAGGGGAUGAAAGUAGCAGAAUGCGGGUGCAGGUAG
Emys orbicularis (European pond turtle) is the source of this 1293-nucleotide messenger RNA. RefSeq names its product growth differentiation factor 2 (gene GDF2). Bases 1 to 1293 code for a protein of 430 amino acids. Gene Ontology annotation, biological process: BMP signaling pathway. The record is from RefSeq and is a predicted model, not a curated record. Gene Ontology annotation, molecular function: growth factor activity; cytokine activity. Gene Ontology annotation, cellular component: extracellular region. Lineage: Eukaryota; Metazoa; Chordata; Testudines; Emydidae. The transcript has 2 exons.